Messenger RNA from Exaiptasia diaphana, 1908 nucleotides. Its product is annotated as dual specificity protein kinase TTK-like. The transcript has 6 exons. Lineage: Eukaryota; Metazoa; Cnidaria; Anthozoa; Actiniaria; Aiptasiidae. Gene Ontology annotation, molecular function: protein binding. The record is from RefSeq and is a predicted model, not a curated record. Bases 262 to 1908 code for a protein of 548 amino acids.
UUCUGUAUGUUAAGCAGYUCAUCUGUGGCGAACAUGGACAAUUCAAGACCUUGAACUGUUUCUCUGGAGGUUACUACAUCUUGCCACCAAAGAUUUUUCAGGUUCCUUCUCAACUCUGCACCAAGAGGACCAUAUUCAAAGAAAGAACGUUCUGUUGUUUCGACAGUACGCUCGAUAAGAAACUUAUGUCGAUAACAUAACGCGGCUAGUUUCUUUAGGAGCGCUCACUUCGAACAGAGCUUCUUGUUAUCGAUCAAAAACAUGGACGUCAAAGUCGCUCUAGCGGCUAUAGAACAGAACGGAAAUAAGCCUGAAGACUGGAUCGAUUUUAUUAGAAAAUCCAAGAAGAAGUCCCCGAAGUAUGAAGAUCUACUUUGUCUGUACGAAAAAGCCACAAGUGCUAUCUCUCCCGACGAACAUCGWAAAAAUGUUUGCUAUGCAAGGCUGUUGGUCGAGUAUGCAAAAUUACAAGGAAUGAGCAGUGCUGAAGACGCCAGAGAACUAUUUCGUAUAGCUAGAUGCAAUGUCAAGAGAUUUGCUAUUGUCUAYAUUGCAUGGGCACAGUUUGAGCUUGAUAAGGGAAAUCGGGAUAAGUGCAGGAACCACUUGCGCAAAGGYAAGACAAACAUGGCAGAACCUUCYGACAUCUUGAAUCAGGCACUCAUAAGUUGUGAUCAAGGCAAUGACAGGCUGCUAGAYGAUGAAACAGAGGAAUUGAUCUUUACUGGGACUGUGACRCGAACAGUUAKAUCUAGACCAUCUAUCCCUCUAACAACUGUGAUGAGCGACAAUGAAAUGACAACUGAAAAAUUGAUAGGUGAAGAUAACACCACUGAUAUGCCUUCUUCAAAAGCUGACACUGGAGUCGUAUCAUUUAAACUUCCACAAACCCUAGAUGAGCCUUCAAAGCAAAGACKGAAUCGYAUCAGUAGCAGCAGUAGUGGUGAAGAUACCGUCACUGCACCUUUUCAUCACAUUGUAAAGCCAAACCGAAGCAUGACAACAACUAAACCAUCAUUAAAAGCAACUCCUGACUGCAGAACAGUUGGAAGUAAAAGCCUCUMAAACAGCAUGAAUUUGUCAGUCAGGAAGCCCAGCUCUAGGUUAGGGAUUGGUAAAAGCUUUAUGCUCAUGGGACCACCAGUGAGAGGAAAACCUGUACAAUCACUUGAAGAAGAAAAGGAUGAAGAUAUCAUGGAUAGUUUCAAGCCCAUUGAACAUACAACAUGUAUCACAACAGAAAAUUCUUCACAAAAUUCAAACUGUCCAGAUAAAACAGCUACAACAACAAGUCAAAAUGAAACACCAAACUCUAAAACAGAAGACAUAAAGCAGGAAUUGUUUGGUAAUAGCACUUUGUCAGURGUUGUGGAGAAUGAAAUUCAUUCUGAAAAUCCYGAACAUUUAAACAUAGAGCAGAAAAAUACAAAUAGCAUURAUUCACUUGGGUGCAGGAAGCCUUUCUCUGAUAUUUCAAUGAAAAACAAUAUUCAUGAUAAAUCGAAGGCUGUGGACACUAACUUGAAUAUUUCUCACCAUAAACCAUCCUUGGGUUUGGCUGAAAACUUAGAGCAAAUCUCCAUUGAAAAACAAGUCCCAAAGAUUCCAUGUACUCCAAUGCAAGAGAAAAWUUGGAAGUCAAAUGMAGGAAGCACUGCUGACAAAGAUUAUCAGGCUAGAAAGAGUGAAAACRACAGCCUAAAUUCCCAAGAAAAUUUAAAACAAAAACAACCAAACUGUUGUGGACAAAUGGCUGGAAAUGACUUUCACAUUGGCAAACCAGUCAAUCAAGUUUGUCCUCCUGUUUCAGUUGCAACCAAAGGUGCUUCAGGCAGACAAAUGGCUGAAAAUGACUUUCAUACUGACAAACCAGUCAAUNUAAUUUUUACUUCAGUAUUUAAUCCAUAG